AUGUUUUUUUUUAUUGUUUUUGUUCGCUCUUGUAUUCAUGAGCAAUGGGGUACCGUCUUAUACGUGUCUUUAUUCAAUUCAAAUCAACAAGCAAACUCAAAUCCAUUUUUGUUUCCUUCCCUCUUUUAUCCACCACCACCACCGCCAACAUCUUUACUUUUUCAAUCAGAUUCAUCAUUUCGUUUUUAUCACGAAGUAUUUUUUCGAAGUCUUAUUGAACAAUAUUCUCAAACAUCACCAUUGCUAUUAUUACCACCAUCAACUAUGAUACCUUCUGUAUCAAUUGAAACAGAAUCUCAUGUUUCAUCAACAGGAAAAGAUUCUGUUCGAAAAAAAUUAUCGACAUCUUCUUCAUCAAAUUCAAAAGUUCGUCGUCGUCUAUCAUGUCCACAAUGUUCAUAUACAACAAAUCGAUUAAAUAAUCUUAAACGACAUAUACAAACAAUGCAUGAAAUACUUUCGAAACCAAUUGAUUGUUGUGAUCAAUUAUUUAUAAGUAAAGCACAUUUUCGUGCACAUGUUAAUACAGAACAUCGUUGUGGUUAUCAUUGUGAUAUAUGUCGACGAACAUUCUGUCGUAAAGCACUUUUAAGAAGACAUCAAUCGAUUCAUUCAGGACAAAAAGCAUUUAUUUGUACGAUAUGUUCGUAUUCAACAAGUCACAAAGGAAAUCUUGAUCGACAUAGUCGAAUUCAUCGACAACAAAAUGAAAAUAUUGAACUAUCAACUUAA
Molecule: messenger RNA, 732 nt
Organism: Adineta steineri
Lineage: Eukaryota; Metazoa; Rotifera; Eurotatoria; Adinetida; Adinetidae
Source: the annotation of a GenBank genome assembly